CGUACAAGGACUGGCAGGAGUUGUGCGGAUUUCCAGACAAAGAAGAAUUCAGCAGAAAUGUCAAUAAUAUGGAAUAGUGAUUCUGUUUCGCCCUUGAAACCUAUAUCUAAAGAAAGUGAAAAAGCUUCAGAUCCAUCCUUUAAAGAUGUGUAUCCCCAGGUGGUCAUCGUGUGUAUCCUUCACUCAGUGUUCAUGCAGACAGGCAUCAACGUGUCGUACUCUGCGACCACCUUGCCUCAGCUAUUGGAGGAAGGCUCUAGUCUACGAGUGACCGAGGAUCAGGCGUCCUGGAUAGCCAGCCUGGUAGCCAUAGCCACCUUAGUGGGCUCCCUAGCCUGUGGGGUUCCCAUGGAUGUUUACGGUCGUAAGGCUACAGCUAUCAUCACCUGCCUACCCAUCAGUCUCGGAUGGGUCUUGUUAGCAUUUACACCCAACAAUGUAUGGAUGGUCUACAUUGCCAGAGUCCUCACUGGGUUGGGUGGAGGUAUGACAACCGUCUGCCUUGUAUACAUCGGAGAGAUCUGUCACCAGCAGUUCCGGCCGAUGCUGUUGUCUCUCAACAGUGCCUUUGUGAGUCUUGGCAUCGUAGUUACUAACAUUCUUGGGGUGUACCUGCACUGGCGCACAGUGGCGUUCUGUUCUGGGAUGUUCAGCGUGGCUACUUUACUGGGUAUCUGGUUGUACUGUCCAGAAAGUCCACAAUGGAUCAUCACAUAUCAGCCAGACAAUCUCAGUGAAGCCAAGAAAUCACUGGACAGACUCUACACCAACAAGGCUUUUGCCCAGACAGAAUAUAACAGACUCCUAGAUUCUCAUCAGACGAGGCAAGUCAACAAACAACCAAGUUCAAACUUCCUCAAAGAAGUCUUCAAGGGUCAAAACCUGAUCCCGCUUCUAGUCCUGACUACGAUCUUCCUAUUCCAACAACUCUGUGGAUCAUAUCCGAUAUUUUUCUACGCUGUCAACCUGUUCGAGUCGAUUGGAACGAGUGUAGACAAGUACGAAGCUUUGAUUCUGCUUGGAGUGGCAAGACUGAUCAUCAGUUUUGUUACUGCAAUGGCCUCCAAGAAGAUCGGAAGAAGGCCUUUAAUGAUUGCUUCUGGUAUUGGUAUGACUGUGAGCAGCGUUGUUGUUGCAGUCUUCUUCAGUCAGAGACCUUAUGAGGGUCUUUUCGCUCAUGCAGGUAACCAAACCGAUCUCACGACUGUGACCAAUGCAGACCCAUACUCUUGGGUUGGAGCUGCCUCGAUUCUCAUCUACGUAAGCAUGACCGCUUUCGGGUUUCUCAUCAUUCCUUGGAGUCUAAUCGGAGAGCUUUUACCAAUGUCCAUACGAGGCAAUGGAAGUGGUUUCAUCAUAUGUUUUACUCACAUAAUCAUGUUCGGCGCAGUAAAAUAUUUCCCACAUUUUCUAGAUGUGUUCAAAAUUUCUGGGGCAUUUUACUUUUUCUGUUUUAUCUCCGUCUCGGGAACAGUCUUUGUGUAUUAUUUCCUUCCGGAAACUCUAGGUAAAAGUUUCGAUGAUAUAGGAAAACAUUUUGAGUCCUUAAGGAAAGGAAGGCGUACAUUGGCUGUGUAAGUUUUCUAGUCAACAAACUAGUCAACAAGAAGUUGAGUAAUAUUUGAAUUAGUUGUAAGAGGAGAUUUUUAUUGAUUUCUUAAGACUGAUGAGGAUUAUGUUUAUUCUUCAACUAGCAAAGUAAGCGUAUUUUAGCUGAAAUAACAGGUUAAAACACAAACAGAAAUACUUCGUUACAGCAAUAAGGACUUGGUGAUUUUCUGACUUUUUUUAAAACACAGCAUCCUCUACAUCAAGGGAAACUUAGAAAGUAGCUUUUCUGUGAUGCUUGUUUACAAACUAUUUAUUUUCUUUUAACAAUUGGUAUGUAUGGACAAUUUCUAAUGAUUACCGUGGAACUUGUUUUUUUUUAACUAGGCUAUUUGAUAGAAUAAAUUAGUUUUAAAAACUAAUUAUAACAAUUAUUUGUACAGAGAAUUAAACUAUAGAGGAGACAUUCAUUGGUACAAUUAAGGGUGUCUAGUAUUAGUCUCUGGUGUCUAGGAUCACACCACCCCUUUGCCAUCAUGUACUACAACACUAACGGUGGAUGAAGCCCCUGUGCCCUGUGCAAUAGGAAUUUCCGCAAAGUGCUUGCCACACAGAAUCUUCCUUGCUCGUCACAAGUAUAUUUCUGGCACAACCUACUAGAACUGAAAGCGAACGGUUGUCCCAUAAGUGUGUUCCUCUGUACCUUACUGCUCUGUCCAAUUAGUUAUAUCAAAAUUGUGUCAUCUACAAAAAAAUAUAUAUAUUUCAUAACAAGAUUAGAAAGUGAGUCAUUACUUAUUUGAGAUCAUGUUUGAAGUAAGAGAUUUAUCGAGCACUUAUGGUCAAGAAUUUUUUUAGCGUUACUUUUCACUACACCACAAAGAUAGUUUUUUCGUAGUUAAAACAGACAUUGGAUAUUUCUUUAUUACAGUUAGGAACAUUACUAAGGAUACUCAUAGCAUUUUUUAGGACUUAUAUUGAUUGUACAGUUUUGGUUGUUGCUAAUUGAAGCAGUUGACAAAUCAAAAACAAAUCUUUGUUUGUUUACGUCGGCAAAAUCCAAAAAAAAUAUAGUAACACUUUUCACAUAGUAAACAUUCUUUUCGUGUAGAAAACAAUGAAAUUUUACAGGAGGAAUUUUUACAGGUGAUAAACAUAAACAAAAACGGGUAAUUUCACAGGGUAGCAAAAAAAAUAUUACUAACUAAUAGCAAACAUUUAUAAGAAAAUGUAGUAAUACUGUAUGUACACUCUUCUUCCUAAUGAAUACUUUGAAUAGUAAUACAGUAGACUCCCGCUCAUCCGGAUCGGCCUUGUCCGGACUCCCGGUAGUCCGGAUCGGUUUUUUAGCGGCACAGUACAGUAGAAGUCCGAUUAUCCGAGCAAAACGGGACCGAGACUACCUCGAAUAAUGAAAAAAAUUGGAUAACACGGCAGUAAAAAUUAUUACCGGUGGAAGUGCAUAUGCCCGGUCUAUCAUUACUGUGGACCUGGAACAAAAUUCGGCCGAAAAAAUUAUUACCGGUGGAAGUGCAUAUGCCCGGGCUAUCAUUACUGUGAACCUGGAACAAAAUUUAAAAAAGGCUAUAUACAGUACUGUGUAUUUGCUCGACUCUCGAUAGUCCAGAUUUGUUGUAAUCCAGACCGGACGUCCGCCACAUUAGUCCGGAUGAGCGAGAGUCUACUGUACUUUGAAUUACUUUUUCUAAUAACUUUCUAUAGGGUACAGGGUUAAGGCAAACCUUAUUAAUGCAAGCACAAUGUGGUCUGAACAAAAGCAACUUUCAAUGUUUUUAUAUUUUUAACAAUUUAAAACUCAAAGAACUAAGCCUAUUUUUAUAUUUCUCUGUUAAUAUUUGUUUAGGUUAUGUCCUUUUAUGUCUAUUUUAAUAAAAUAAAAUAGGAUUUUAUGUUUGUUUUAUAUUAUUUAUUUUAACACGAUAUGUCCAUAUUUAACUUGUAUAAAGAAAAAAAAAGAAAAAUCUGUGUCCUCCAUAGUAAUGUAAAAAGGGACAAACCUGGUGUGUGCAAUCCCUAUUAAACUCAAUAAUGCCGUCAACUUCCACCCCAGCCGGACACCAUUUUUUUUAACGUGGGUAUCUCCCACCAACUAAAACACACAUUAUUGAGCUUAGUAUGGAUCCACGGGAUUCGAACCCACGCAUGUAUAAAAGGAACUCGUCAACGUAACGCCUUGGCCAACUGAGCUAACAUGCCACUGUCAGCCAAAUGCUACAAGUGUUGCUAUAAGCACACUAGUGCUCUUAGGUGAGAUACAAUGAACUAAUGUCACGAGCUACACACGGGCUUAGGUUUUUUAAAGUGUUAAUACAAGCUGAAUCUUUACCUACUAGCUUUGUUUUUAACUACUUAAAAGAUCCAAUCCUUAACAAUUUUCAGGCAUCAAACUAUUGUUUGGCUUAGUGAGGUUUGUCUGUCCAUGUAACAUUGACAAAUUUGACAAAUUGACAAAGGUAAAAAUUAAAUUAGGUUUUAAGUAAAAACAUCUCAUCAACAAUAUUGCUACAAGAAUUUAGUACUUUUCGAUUAUUUUUCGUUUGCUAAGUAUACUUUGUAUAUUAGUGUUAAACAUUUUAUACAGUAAAAAGAUCU
Molecule: messenger RNA, 4161 nt
Organism: Macrosteles quadrilineatus (aster leafhopper)
Lineage: Eukaryota; Metazoa; Arthropoda; Insecta; Hemiptera; Cicadellidae
Product: facilitated trehalose transporter Tret1-like
Exons: 7
Coding region: 58-1578 (506 amino acids)
Biological process (GO): transmembrane transport
Cellular component (GO): membrane
Molecular function (GO): transmembrane transporter activity
Source: RefSeq, a predicted model, not a curated record